UUAACCUCAAACUGUCCAAAAAAAAAAAAUACCCAACAAAAACCGUUAAACGAAACCAAGAAUGAGUCAUUCAAUGAUCGGGAACAAAGCGGAUCUUCCGUGCAGAUGAAUCUCCACCAUGACAGUAACAACUCCGAUGAAGCAUGCACACCUCACUUAACGACUGAUACAUCUCCCUCAAAUCCAAAUUCCGGUGACCCAAUUUCAUACAUACAACAUGGCACACUUGUUGGCUCAGUUUCAGUCGAUCAAGAUUUCAUGUGACGGCCUCGUGAUCGCGGUGAAAGAUGUGAGCGAUUUAUGGCCUCUUGUGAAAGAAAAGUUUGAGGAACGGCUUCCGUUUAAACGCGCUAUGUUAAACAACAAAAACCAUUAUCCUGUAACUGUGGACAACCUGCAAGCUGAGUUUUUGUUAACUACCGAUUCGAGGAUCAAAAGUCGGGUCCCUCAGGAUCAACUGUUCUUUUGUUUUCAAGAACCUUAUGCAACUGUGGUUCUUGUAGCAUGUGAGGAUCUAGACGAGUUCAAGACAGUAUUAAAACCGCGUCUGAAGUUAAUCUUGCAAAAUGAAGAGGAGUGGUUCAUCGUGUUUGUGUCCAAAGCUAAAUCGGAAAAGGACUCAACGAGCAAGAUGGAAAAAAAGGUUUACGCAAGACUUGAAGUUGAUUUCAAUUCAAGGAGGAGAGAAAGGUGUUGCAAGUACGACUUGCAUGGAACCGUAGUAACCUUUUGGGAUGACUUUGAACUCAAAAUCAUGGAGUGCAUCAGAAACACAUUUGAUAGGCGCGUCCAGUUUUACGAGGACGAGAUUCGUAAGCUCAACGAACAACGUCUUACGCCCGUUUGGACCUUCUGUAACUUUUUCAUCCUCAAAGAAAGCCUGGCAUUCAUGUUAGAGAUGGCUAAUCUUCAUGAGGAUUCGUUGCGCGAAUAUGAUGACCUAGAGUUGUGUUACAUGGAUACAGUUAAAAAUGAAGACAAAAAGAGGGAAUUUGGAGGAACGGAACAUGGAGAUGAUCAAUCUGCCAUACUAAGCCGUAACAACAAGCAACUCACACAGAUCGUUCUCGAAACUUCCUUUAGGGAGUUUGAAUUCCAACAGUACCUAUUUGCAUGUCAAGCUAAGCUGUUGUUUGAUCUAAACCGUCCAUUUGACGUUGCAUCAAGAGGGUUCUCAUUCAUAGCCAGUUUCUCAGAAGCAUUGGGCCGGCAAGAGAGUAAUUUGCCUUUCUGUACGAGAGAAGUUUGGAUCCUGACCUCAUGUUUGAGCUUGAUCAAUGCAACUGCUGACCAUUACAGAGAUGGGCAAAUAGCACCGGAUUUAGAACGAGAAUAUUAUCGUAUACGGGCUGAGUUAUACUCUCAAUCCCGAGUAAAGUUAAUGAGACUUGCAUAUCUUAUCGGGUUCGGAUCUACUAUAGAAAGAAGUCCACUCAACAGUGCUUCACUUAGCAUGUUACCUUGGCCUAAGCCAGCAGUUUGGCCUUCAGUUCCCUCUGAUGCUUCAUCUGAGGUUCUUGACAAAGAAAAGACAAUUCUUCAAGUUACUCCAAGAAUCAAGCACUUUGGUAUUCAGAGCAAACCAUUGUCUCUUGAACCCUCUUCUCUUCUGUCUGAUGCAAGCUCGGUUGAUACCACGAGACUUUCAGAACUUUUUGUGGCUGCUGAACACGCUCUUCGUGCGACUAUUUCUGAUCCUGAUUUACGGAAAUCUUUAUCGUCUUUAGAGGAAUUUGAGAAAAAAUAUCUGGACCUAUCAAAGGGUGCUGCUGAUAACUAUUAUCAUGCAUGGUGGAAAAGGCAUGGAGUCGUUUUCGACGGCGAAAUUGCGUCUGUUUAUUUCAAACAUAAGAAUUACGAACAGGCUGCGAGUUCAUACGAAAAGGUUUGCGCUCUUUAUUCUGGUGACGGAUGGCAAGAUUUGUUAGCGGAUGUGCUUCCGAAUCUAGCCGAGUGCCAGAAAAUACUUAACGAUAAGCCUGGUUACUUAUCGUCUUGUGUGAGAUUACUUUCGUUAGAUAAAAACUUGUUCGCGGUCAAAGAACGCCAAGCGUUUCAGUCAGAACUAGUUCAUCUUGCACAUAGUGAUAUGGCUGAUCCGGUCCCUUUAGACGUGUCGUCACUGAUAACAUAUUCUGGUAAUUCGGGUCCACCCGUGGAGCUUUGUGAUGGGGAUCCGGGUACCUUGACUGUAACUUUAUGGAGUGAGUUUCCUGAUGAUAUUUCUCUUGAAUCGCUUAGUCUUACGUUGACCGCUACAAAUAAUGCUGAUGAGCGUGUUAAGACGAUCAAGAGCAGUGGUGUUACUAUGUUGAAAACGGGUUGGAAUACGAUUGAUCUAUCGUUGCCCCCACAGAAACCGGGCUCUUACGAGUUGGGAGUUCUUACGGGGCAGAUUGGUCAUUUAAGAUUCAGGUCUCAUGGUUUUUCCAGAGGUGGGCCAGCAAAUAGACAUGCUGAUGAUAUGAGUUUUGAUAAGCCUGCUAAACCUGUCUUGAAGGUGUUCAAACCAAGGUCCCUUGUGGAUCUAUACGCAGCAGUUUCAUCCGCAUUAUUAAUGAACAAGCCUCAGUGGGUCGGGAUCGUUAUCAAGCCAUUAAACUACUCCCUCAAGGGUGCUCGUCUACACAUUGACGUCGGGCCUGGGUUAAAGAUCGAGGAGUCACGUGCCAUUGAAAUCGAGAAAUAUGCCGAUAACGAUAAUAACAGUUCUAAUUCUUCUAAUAUUCCCACAGAAAUUUCUCAAAUUAAUCUUACAAAUGGUAGUAUAGAGUUACCAGAUUGGGCCAGCAAUAUAACUAGCAUUUUUUGGACUCCUGUCUGUGCCAUUAGUGAUGGGCUGCCAAGAGGAACAUCUGCAGGCGUAAUAUCGACUCAAAGGCCAAGCAUUGCGAAUGGGAUGAGGACUUUAGCCCUGAAACUUGAAUUCGGGGUGUCACAUAAUCAGAUAAUGAAAAGGACUAUACCUAUUCAUUUCACCGACCCAUUCCACGUCAGCACACGGGUCACAGACCAGGGCAGUGACGGUUCUUUGUUUUUGCAGGUGAUAUUACAGUCACAGGUGAAGGCCUCAUUAACCAUACAUGAUGUUUGGUUAGAUUUACAAGAUGGGUUUUCUCACGCUGGACGAGGUGAUGGGAGACCAACAUCUGGCAUGUUCCCAUUGAUUGUUCCUCCAGCUUCUAAUUCUGGAGUUUUGUUUGGUAUAUCACUUGGAGCUACAACCGCCGAAGAUGAAGGGAAAGCGGAGCAUCGUGAUACAAUAAUAAAUAUAAAAUAUGAAAUAUGUGGGGAUAGAAAUCAUGGAUCCCACACCCCUAUCUCUCUAAAACCCGAAGGACCCGAAAAUGCCGACGUCACACCAUUUUUAACAUUCAGAAGUGGUCUCGUUUUACAACGGCCCGUGCAAGAACCUUUAUUAGCAGUUGCAUUUCUUCCUUUACCCUCAAACGGUCUCACAGUUGGUCAGCUUGUCACAUUUAGAUGGAGACUCGAAAGGUUGACCAGCUUUGACCUCAAGGACGAAUUAUUGUACGAAGUCAACGCGAAUUCAAGGAAUUGGAUGUUUGCCGGAAGGAAACGAGGCCAUGCCCCUCUCUCCUCAAAACAAGGUGCAAGAAUUGAGAUAUCAAUAAUGUGUGUGCCACUAGCUGCUGGACAUGUGCGCCCUCCACAACUCCACUUGCCAAAUGUCAAUAAGGCCCAUAUAUGCUGCAAUCCAGCAGGCCCACAUUUAGUGUGUGUCCUGCCUCCACCUUUGAGCUCAUCAUUUUGCAUUCCAGCAUGAUGUGUGAAAAAUCUUAGUACUCUGCACUCAAGUGUACGAGCUUGUCGUUCAGUACAGAACCAUAAAUAAUGCGAUAAGAUAACGAACUGUUUGUUGGUUUGUUUGUUUUUUCUUCUAUUUCAAAGUUAUAUGGAUAACAUAAUAGUAGAUGAUUAAUUGGUUCUCCAUUUCAAAUAGUUUUCUUAUGUCUCUUACAAGAUUCCAUGAGCAUUUUUCGAAAA
This is a messenger RNA of Helianthus annuus (common sunflower), 4008 nucleotides long. RefSeq names its product trafficking protein particle complex II-specific subunit 130 homolog. The record is from RefSeq and is a predicted model, not a curated record. Gene Ontology annotation, cellular component: TRAPPII protein complex. Gene Ontology annotation, molecular function: protein binding. The coding region runs from base 218 to 3787 and encodes 1189 amino acids. Gene Ontology annotation, biological process: intra-Golgi vesicle-mediated transport; early endosome to Golgi transport. The transcript has 18 exons. Lineage: Eukaryota; Viridiplantae; Streptophyta; Magnoliopsida; Asterales; Asteraceae.